AUGCCUUUUAUAUCGAAAGACUGGCGUUCGCCUGGUGAAGUGUGGGUGAAAACGCAAGAGGGCUGGGAGAAGAAGAAGGUUCUUGAGUGCACAGCACAACGAUACGCCGCCAUAUCUAACUUUAAUAACUCAGACGGAAAAGAACAGAAAUGGAACGAAGAAGGAGACAAAAGUUCAGAUGACGUCGCCGCGAGAGUUCCACCACAUUGUCACAUCACAAUCAAAUGCACAAGAGAGAUAGCAGGUUUUAAUGGCUUAUCAGAGGCAGUACGCCGUCUGGACUUUUCCUCUGCCGUCCGGGAUGUUCGAAGGUUCAACUACAUCUGCGCACUUCUAGAACUGCUGCUCUGCGGCGAGAGACUAACACAUCUGCCCGGAGCGGCGCAGAAACUUCUGUUGUCUAUGCUCGAACAACUUGCAGACCAAGUUGCUACAUCGAAGCAGAAUUUGAACGCACUUAGAGCGUUAAUAGUUGGUCUGAGUGCGUUGCGUGAAGCAGAGCGACGAGCGUGUUGGGGCCGACCCCUCGGGUCCCGCGCCCUGUGGGGACACCAUGACCACGCCAUCGCCAGGAUCAACCGCAUCGCGAACAGCAUUAGAAUACAGGAGCCCGGUCCAGAAGUUGUGCCCAAACUACACGAUCUCCCUGAAGAAUGCAUCAGAGAAAUAUUGCUGAGGAUAGCUGACCACCGGGACUUAGAUUCUGCGUCAUCGGCUUGGUCGGUAAUGGCGUCACUGUGCUCGGAACAGCGCGUUUGGAGGGAACUGGUCAGUUUCCAUUUCACGACUCAACAAAUUGACUCCGUUCCAAAGACUGACAGCGAGACUGAUUGGAAGAAGCUAUUCCACCAGCUUAGGAAGUUGUAUGGUUUACGCGAAGACGCGCAAUAUGCCGAGACGCUCUCCCUUUGUCGUCACUGCAAAUGCCUGUUUUGGCGAUCACUGGGACACCCCUGCAUAGCUGAUCAGUGUCCAGAAUACAGAGAACGUUUGAAGGAAGCGGGCGGCCCCCUGCCUCCCCACCCCGUACCCCCGGCGGCAUUCCUUAAGUUCUUUUCAUUGUAA
Molecule: messenger RNA, 1065 nt
Organism: Leptosia nina
Lineage: Eukaryota; Metazoa; Arthropoda; Insecta; Lepidoptera; Pieridae
Source: the annotation of a GenBank genome assembly